Messenger RNA from Prosopis cineraria, 570 nucleotides. RefSeq lists its product as uncharacterized. Lineage: Eukaryota; Viridiplantae; Streptophyta; Magnoliopsida; Fabales; Fabaceae. The record is from RefSeq and is a predicted model, not a curated record. The transcript has 3 exons. Bases 1 to 570 code for a protein of 189 amino acids.
AUGGCCAAUUCUGCCUUCAGGGGAUUCUUUCCCAAGUCACUGGCCAUUCACAUUGAUUCCGUAGCGUCUGACAUCACUUCCUCCUGCAGAGCCGAGGUUCAACAUCUCAGAAGGGAACUUGAACAACUAUGGAAACAAGAGGAGAUUUAUUGGUGGCAGCGUUCUCGUGUAAAUUGGGUCUCAGUUGGGGAUAUUAACACUAGAUUUUUCCACAAUCCCACGAAAGUUAGAAGGCAAAGAAACCAGAUAGUGAAACUGAGAAACAAUGCUGAUGAGGAUCCGGGUACUUUGAAUGCUGCUAAUCUAGUUCUUAUUCCAAAAAUUGAAUGUCUAGAGAUGGUUAGCCAAUUCAUGCCUAUUAGUCUUUGCAAUUUUGCUUUUAAAGUCCUCUCCAAGAUUCUGGCCAAUCGAUUUAAAGGAGAACUGAAUGAUUGUGUCUCUCCCAAUCAGCGUGCUUUUGUUCCUGGUCGGCUCAUUCAUGAUAACAUAAUCAAGGUGGGAGAAGUUUUUCAUUUUCUGAAACUGAUGCGAACUGGUGCUGAAUGUUAUUUUGCUUUCAAAUGGAUAUGA